CAUCAUCCUCCAGAAGCCAAGCCGCAACGCUGCAAGCAUGCCGGGAUCCAGCGGCAGCAUGACAGCGUCCGAGGGGGACCAGGGAUGGCCCCUUCAGACCAUCCAACCAAAGGGUGACCACCUCCCCGACCCGCAGCCGCGGCGCCUGGGCAUCACCUGGGAGAACCUCACCGUCAAGGCCGUGGCCGCUGAUGCCACCGUCCACGACAACUUCUUGUCGCAGUACAACGUGGCCCAGAAGUUGCGCGAUGUCAGGAGGAAACCGGCGCUCAAGACCAUCCUCGACAGCAGCCAUGGCUGCGUUAAGCCCGGCGAGAUGCUCCUGGUGCUCGGCCGCCCGGGGUCGGGGUGCACGACGCUGCUCAGCACGCUGGUGAACCGGCGCCAGGGUUACUCCAGUGUCGAGGGUGACGUCCACUACGGGUCUAUCCCCGCUGCCGACGCGGGUCAGUAUCACAGCCAGAUCGUCAUGAACACUGAGGAGGAGCUCUUCUUCCCCUCCCUGACCGUCGACCAGACCAUGGACUUUGCGACCCGCCUCAAGCUUCCGUUCGACCCUGCCGAGGAUUCGGCCUCGCGGGAGAAGCUACGCAAAGAGACGCGUGAUUUCCUGCUGGAGUCGAUGGGCAUCAGCCACACGCACUCCACUAAGCUCGGCAACGAAUUCAUCCGCGGCGUGUCGGGAGGCGAGCGCAAGCGAGUGUCAAUCGUCGAGUGUAUGGCUACGCGGGGGUCUGUGUUUUGCUGGGACAACAGCACGCGGGGGCUCGACGCCAGCAAUGCCCUCGAGUGGGCCAAAUCGGUCCGGACCAUGACCGACGCCCUCGGGCUGGCCUCGAUCGCCACUCUGUACCAGGCCGGCAACGGCAUCUACAACCUCUUUGACAAGGUGCUGGUGCUCGACGGCGGCAAGCAGAUCUACUACGGCCCGACCCACGAGGCCCGGCCGUUCAUGGAGGCGCUCGGCUUCAUCUGCCAGGAGGGCGCCAACGUGGCCGACUUCCUGACCGGCGUCACCGUCCCCACGGAGCGCAGGAUCCAACCGGGACGCGAGGUCACCUUCCCCCGCACCGCCGACGAGCUCAAGGCCCAGUACGAGGCCUCGACCCUCUACCCCCGGAUGCGGGAGGAGUAUAGCUACCCGAAAAGCGACUUUGCCAGGGAGAAUACGCGUGCCUUCCGGGAGGACGUGGCCACCGAGAAGCACCGCCUCCCCAAAGACAGCGCGUUGACAGUCAGCUUCCCGAUGCAGGUCAUGGCCUGCGUGGUGCGGCAGUACCAGAUCGUCUGGGGCGACAAGGCGACCUUCAUCCUGAAACAGGCCUUUACCAUGAUGCAGGCCGUCAUCAUGGGCUCGCUAUUCUACCAAGCCCCUGAAAACUCGGGCGGCCUGUUCGUCAAGGGCGGUGCCCUGUUCUUCUCGCUGCUCUACAACUCGCUGCUGUCUAUGAGCGAGGUGACGUCGUCGUUCGACGGCCGGCCGAUCCUCGUCAAGCACAAGCUCUUUGGCUUCUACCACCCUGCGGCCUUUUGCAUCGCUCAGAUCGCCGCCGACAUCCCGCUCAUCCUGCUCCAAGUCUCGGGCUUCGGCGUCAUCUUGUAUUUCAUGGUCGGCUUCACCAUGACCGCGUCGGCCUUCUUCACCUACUGGAUCGUUCUCGUGGCGGGGACCAUGUGUAUGACCGCCCUCUUCCGCGCCAUCGGCGCCUCCUUCGCCGAUUUCAACAGCGCCGCCAAGAUCUCGGGCCUCUCCAUCACCACGGCCAUGAUGUACACGGGCUACAUGAUCCAGAAGCCGCAGAUGCACCCCUGGUUCGUGUGGCUGUACUGGAUCAACCCGAUCGCCUACGCGUUCGACGCGCUCCUGUCCAACGAGUUCCACGGCAGGGUGAUCGAGUGCUCCGGGAAUAGCUUGGUGCCCAACGGCCCCGGCUACAACGACCCGGCCCACCAGUCCUGCGCCGGAGUCACCGGGUCCACGCAGGGCCAGACCUCGCUCACUGGGGACGAUUACCUCGGCGCCCUGACCUACAGCCAAACCCACAUCUGGAGGAACGUGGGCAUCGUCAUGGCCUGGUGGGCUCUUUAUGUCACCGUCACCGUGGUUGCGACCAUGCGCUGGCGCGCGGCGUCCGAUGCCGGUUCUACUUUGCUGAUCCCGCGCGAGCGCUCCAAGCUGGUUCCCGCCGAGCUGCGGGACGAGGAGGCCGCGGCCGGGGACAAAUCAUCGCCGUCAGCCGUUGGUGACCCCGAGGCGGCGGAGAAGGUGCUCAUCAAGAACACGUCACUCUUCACCUGGAAGGACCUGUCGUACACGGUCAAGACACCCGAGGGCGAACGACUCCUGCUCGACAACGUGCAGGGCUGGGUUAAGCCGGGCAUGCUGGGCGCGCUGAUGGGCUCGUCGGGGGCCGGCAAGACGACCCUGCUCGACGUGCUCGCCCAGCGCAAGACCGACGGCACCAUCCGCGGCUCUAUCCAGGUCGACGGCCGCCCGUUGCCCAUAUCCUUCCAGCGCUCGGCCGGCUACUGCGAGCAGCUCGACGUCCACGAGCCGUUUGCCACGGUACGCGAGGCCCUCGAGUUCUCGGCCCUCCUCCGCCAGCGCCGGGACGUCCCCCGCGAAGAGAAGCUCAGAUAUGUCGACACCAUCAUCGACCUCCUCGAGCUCAACGACCUGGCUGAUACGCUGAUCGGGCAGCCCGGCGCCGGUCUCACUAUUGAGCAGCGAAAGCGAGUGACCAUUGGCGUCGAGCUCGUAGCGAAGCCGAGCAUCCUCAUCUUCCUGGACGAACCCACCUCGGGCCUCGAUGGGCAGUCGGCGUACAACACGGUGCGGUUCCUGCGCAAGCUCGCCGACGUCGGCCAGGCCGUGCUGGUCACGAUUCACCAGCCGUCGGCCCAGGUCUUCUCCGUCUUUGACACGCUCCUGCUCCUAGCCGGCGGUGGUAAGACUGUCUACUUUGGCGAUAUAGGCGAGAGCGGCCGGACCGUCCGCGAAUACUUUGACCGCUACGGCGCCCCCUGCCCCGACGAGACCAACCUGGCGGAGCACAUGAUCGACGUCGUGUCCGGGUCCCUCUCGCAGGGCAAGGACUGGAGCCAGGUGUGGCUGGCAUCCCCCGAACACGCAGCCGUGACGGAGGAGCUCGACCAGCUCGUGGCGACGGCGGCGGCGAGCCCACCCAAGACGACCGACGACGGCUACGAAUACGCCACAACGUUGUGGACGCAGCUGAAGAUGGUGACGCAGCGGACGAGCGUGUCGCUGUACCGCAACACCGACUACAUUAACAACAAGGUCGCGCUGCACACCUUCGGCGCGCUCUUCAACGGCUUCACCUUUUGGCAGAUCGGCGACUCGGUCACAGACCUGCAGAUGCGCUUGUUUACCGCCUUCAACCUCAUCUUCGUGGCGCCCGGCGUCAUCAACCAGCUGCAGCCGCUCUUCAUCCAGCGCCGCAACAUCUUUGAGACGCGCGAGAAGAAGUCCAAGAUGUACUCGUGGGUGGCCUUCGUCACGGGCUUGGUCGUGUCCGAGAUACCGUACCUCUGCAUCUGCGCGGUCCUGUACUUCUUCUGCUGGUACUACACGGUCGGCUUCCCGCACGACACGAGCCGGGCCGGCUCCAUCUUCUUCGUCCUGCUCAUGUUCGAGUUCAUCUACACGGGCAUCGGGCAGUUCGAGGCCGCCUGCGCGCCCAACGAGCUCUUCGCCGCGCUCAUCAACCCCAUCGUCAUCGGCACGCUCAUGUCCUUCUGCGGCGUGCUCGUGCCCUACGCCCAGAUCCAGGCUUUUUGGAGGUACUGGCUCUACUGGCUCAACCCCUUCAACUACCUCAUGGGCAGCAUCCUCGUCUUUGCCAUCUGGGACACCGACGUGACUUGCUCCGCCGGCGAGCUGGCCCUGUUCGACCCCGCCGUCAACGGCACUUGUGGGGAAUACCUCGCCGACUACCUGCAGGGGAUGGGCCGGGGGGCUCGUCUGCUGAACCCGGACGCCACGUCCCGCUGCGAGGUGUGCCCGUACAGGGAUGGUAGUGUGUACCUGCAGGCGCUGAACCUGAAUGAGUAUUAUUACGGCUGGCGGGACGCGGGCAUUGUGGUCAUCUUUGCGCUCAGCUCGUACGCGUUGGUGUAUCUGAUGAUGAAGCUGAGGACCAAGACGUCCAAGAAGGCGCAGUGAUUGGUUUUUUUGUCGUUGUAUUACUAUCCUCUCUAUUUUUAUUGUGCUCUCCUCUACGGUGAUCGUCAUGGGCGGUUCAUAGCGCGGCGUUUUUGGAUUAGAGUAGACGGGGCACACGCGGUCAUGGGCACAUUGGUAAUAAGAG
Messenger RNA from Chaetomium fimeti, 4331 nucleotides. RefSeq names its product brefeldin A resistance protein. Gene Ontology annotation, biological process: transmembrane transport. Gene Ontology annotation, cellular component: membrane. Gene Ontology annotation, molecular function: ABC-type transporter activity; ATP binding; ATP hydrolysis activity. Bases 38 to 4186 code for a protein of 1382 amino acids. Lineage: Eukaryota; Fungi; Ascomycota; Sordariomycetes; Sordariales; Chaetomiaceae. The transcript is spliced from 3 exons. The record is from RefSeq and is a predicted model, not a curated record.